AUGCUAGCUAUACGCCGGUCUGCCACUCGGGCUCUAGGAAGAGCGCCAGUCUCGAUUGUUGCUACAUCACAUAUUCCUCACGCCGUCACAUGCCGAGUCCAUCGUAUCCAGACAGUUCGUCACAACUCCUCAGGACCGGAUGCAACCAGCAAACGUGCCGCGAUUUCGUACGAUGUCAACCUACAAAACGAGGAACAAGCUGUAUCUUCUCAAACCGAUGUUACAGCUACGCAUAUCCUCGAGGCCUCGUUGAAACAUGUCCCUCAGCAUGGGUGGACAGUACAAGCUCUCGGAGCCGGUGCUUCAGACUUGGGAUAUCCGUCCGUAUUGCACGGACUGUUUCCAAGGGGUGGGGUGGAUCUGAUAGACUACUUCCUAAAAAAGAGCAAACGUGAGAUGAAGGCUGAAAUGGAGAAGCUGGAUUUGGAGAGCAUGAAAAUCACCGCGAAGAUUCGGACAGCUUGCAUAACCAGACUAAAGUUGACUGGUCCGUACAUAUCUCGAUGGCCCGAGGCGCUAGCUCUGAUGGGUCAACCUCAAAAUGUACCUAUGUCUCUCGGAAAUCUGGGAGAAUUGGUAGACGACAUGUGGUAUCUUGCUGGGGACCGGUCCGUGGAUAUGAAUUGGUACAGCAAACGGACGUUGUUAGCCGGGGUGUAUACAUCGACUGAGCUCUACAUGACGCAAGAUCGAUCGCCAGACUUUGAGGAAACAUGGAAGUUUCUUGAUCGGCGGUUGCAGGAUGUGGCAUUCAUAGGACGGACGGCCUCGGAGGUGACGAAUUACCUCCAAUUUGGAGUGAGAAGUGCGUUUGGCAUCCUUUCCUCGUUUGGACACAAGACCCCUUUCAAUCGCUAA
Spizellomyces punctatus DAOM BR117 is the source of this 858-nucleotide messenger RNA. RefSeq names its product rpsU-divergently transcribed protein. The transcript has 7 exons. The coding region runs from base 1 to 858 and encodes 285 amino acids. Lineage: Eukaryota; Fungi; Chytridiomycota; Chytridiomycetes; Spizellomycetales; Spizellomycetaceae. Gene Ontology annotation, molecular function: lipid binding. The record is from RefSeq and is a predicted model, not a curated record. Gene Ontology annotation, cellular component: mitochondrial inner membrane. Gene Ontology annotation, biological process: ubiquinone biosynthetic process.